This is a messenger RNA of Alternaria rosae, 1763 nucleotides long. RefSeq names its product exoglucanase-like protein 1 precursor. The record is from RefSeq and is a predicted model, not a curated record. The coding region runs from base 236 to 1606 and encodes 456 amino acids. Gene Ontology annotation, biological process: carbohydrate metabolic process. NCBI's taxonomy places the organism in Eukaryota, Fungi, Ascomycota, Dothideomycetes, Pleosporales, Pleosporaceae. The transcript is spliced from 5 exons. Gene Ontology annotation, molecular function: hydrolase activity, hydrolyzing O-glycosyl compounds.
AAGGCGGGCCAGAUGUCUAUCAAUCCGUCAGAGAAUAUCGCAUGAUCAGUUCUUCAUAUUGCAUGAGCUCAUUGUCGGGCUUCUGGAGGCUGGGCAAUAUGCAUUAUGUACUUUGUACACAAGCAUGGCCAGGAUCGAAGUCGUGAAACGAUCCUAUAAGUUGGCAGCAUCAUGUACUCCAGUAACGGUGUGACAUCCCACAUCCUUCAUUCAGCUCACAGUCUUCUCUUUCAUCAUGUUGUCGACUUCGAACCUUGCAGUGUUCCUGGGUGUUUGCGCCUCCCGCGCAUCCGCCUGGGUCAUUGGAACGGAGCAGUCCGAAACCCACCCAAAGAUGACCUGGCAGCGCUGCACAGGCAGCGGUGGCAAUAGCUGCACCAACGUCAACGGAGAGAUUGUCAUCGAUGCUAACUGGCGCUGGCUCCAUGCUGUUGGAGGCUACACCAAUUGCUUCGACGGCAACGAGUGGAACACCACGGCGUGUGCGACCAACGCCGCAUGUACCAAGAACUGUGCUAUCGAAGGAUCAGACUACCGCGGUACCUACGGCAUUACGACCUCUGGCAAUGCUCUUACUCUCAAAUUCGUUACGAAGAACCAAUACUCUACCAACAUUGGAUCACGCACGUACCUCAUGAAAGAUGCAAACAACUAUGAGAUGUUCAACCUUAUCGGAAAUGAAUUCACCUUCGACGUCGACAACUCGCAGUUGCCAUGCGGUCUCAAUGGAGCGUUGUAUUUCGUUUCCAUGCCCCAGAAGGGCCACGGUACACCCGGUGCAAAGUACGGGACUGGUUACUGUGACGCUCAAUGUGCUCGAGACCUGAAAUACAUCGAUGGCAAAGCCAACGCAGAAGGUUGGCAAGCAUCCGAAUCUGACCCCAAUGCGGGUAUUGGCAGGAAUGGUGCAUGCUGUACCGAGAUGGACAUUUGGGAGGCAAACUCGGUCUCCACGGCUGUGACCCCACACUCUUGUCAACCUGAAGGCUACUCAGUCUGCACAGACGAUACAUGUGGCGGAACAUACUCGCUCGAUCGUUACGCCGGCUCCUGCGAUGCGAAUGGUUGCGACUUCAACCCAUACCGUGUCGGCGCAAGGGACUUCUAUGGCAAGGGCAAGUCUGGUGUAGACACAUCAAAGAAGGUGACAGUCGUCACACAGUUCUUGGGAUCUGGAGGAUCGCUCAGCGAAAUUAAGCGCUUCUAUGUGCAGAACGGCAAAGUCAUCGCUAACCCGGAGCCCACAAUCCCUGGCAUGACAGGCAACUCGAUCACCCAAGAAUGGUGCAACACGCAGAAGGAAGUCUUCCAGGAGGAAGUCUACCCCUUCAACGAGUUCGGCGGCAUGGAGUCCAUGGGCAGGGGUAUGAAUUUGGGCAUGGUGCUCGUCAUGAGUCUUUGGGACGACCAUUACGCCAAUAUGCUUUGGCUUGACAGCAGCUACCCUACUGACAAGGAUCCGGAGCAGCCUGGUGUCGCUCGCGGCGAGUGCGACAUCAACAGUGGUGUGCCAGCCGAUGUGGAGGCUGCCAACCCGAACGCGCAAGUUAUCUUCUCGAACAUCAAGUUCGGGCCCAUCGGCAGCACUUUCGCGCAGCCUGCUUGAGUCUAUCGGGGCACACGAUGAACUUCGUGGUUGCUUUCACUGUCUCUCUGGCUCUGGCUCUACGCACCUGACCGGGUGUCGCUUGUACAUAAAUCUGUCUGAUCACGUCAUUCGCUUCAUUAUGAUCAGAGACAAAUCAAUCAACGCUGUACAGUCC